Molecule: messenger RNA, 6918 nt
Organism: Schistosoma curassoni
Lineage: Eukaryota; Metazoa; Platyhelminthes; Trematoda; Strigeidida; Schistosomatidae
Source: the annotation of a GenBank genome assembly
AUGUGUACCAGGAAUUACAUUAACUUCCAAUUUCACUCAUCUUCAGUUGAAACAUGUGACUCCAACUCUUCAAAUGAAGAAGUUACAAAGCUGGAACAGGAUUAUACUUCUGAAUACUCAUAUCCAAGUCGCUGGGAUCAACUUCCGUCAAACAAACAUAUCUUCGCCAGUUAUAACUUCCCAUCUAAAUUAAUCUACAAAAACUUGCAGCCUGAGUAUUGGUGGAGUCGGUAUUUAACUAGUUUGAAAGAUAAAUGUCUGAAAAAUCGUUGGUUGUCUUACAUUGGGCAAUGUGAUGAAAGAUAUGACUUAACAGAGUAUCAACUGAUACGUGAAAUUAUCUGGGUCCUGCUUGGUGCCAGGGGGAGCUUUGUUAUGCAAUUAUGUGAAAACCAAAUGGUAGAUAUUUGUUGCAAACCACAUCUUGUAUCUGUUAGCCAUUUAUCUUAUAAUGCUCUUGAUUCAUUGCUGGGGAAGUUCGUUGAUUGGAAUAAUCAUAUACUGUUCAUCAGACUUGUAAUCCAUUUUGUAGUCAACAAAAUGGACUGCGUAUCUCAUGCUUGUGCCUUCUCUUUUGCCAGUUGCUUGAAUGGAUUUUUGUCUCAACUUGAUGAGUUCUUGCAUGAGAUGGAAAGUAAAAGCCGUAAUCCAGGCAUUUUCACUAUGAUCAGUCUUUAUCAUUGUUUGAUCCCUUGGUGUAACCGUGUUAAGAUAUUGUCGAAAAUCAUAAAAGAUGUCAUUAAAAACGACCUUGAUAACUUACGAGAGACAAGUACGAUCACAACUUUGCUGGAUGCACUACAUCAUACUUCAGAUUUACUAGAAGACUGUGGCUUUGACCAGUACAUCGUUAAAGUACUACGUUCUAUGUUCAUCAUCACAUUUCAUCCAUUCAUUUCCUCACUAGUCCAGCUGUUUUCAGGGUCUGCAGCUUUCACCGACCCACUGGUAAAAUUGUUCGCUGAUAUAAAUUUUAAUAUACCACCUAAUGAUCCAAAAUUCUGGUCUGAUGCCAUUAAGCCGCGAAACAAUGUAUUAGGCUCAUCUCACGUACCGUAUAUGUUUCUUCCUAUCAUGGAUGAGGUAGUCGAUGGUCUUAAAACUAUCUUCUUACUCACUGCGGUCUGUGAAAAAAUUGGGGACUACUCCUUCCUCGAAACAGUUGAUUCAAACUCUAUUUGUAUCUUUUUGGAUUCUCUCUUGAGCGAACAUUUUCGUCUUAAACUCAACCACCAAGAAUCCUGUGUCUCGAAAAAUUGUUACAAAAUGGAUGAAUCAAGGACCACACUCAAAUCCUUGGAGUCACAAUUAAAACGUUUUGUUUGUGAACGAAGAAUGUCAGUUAAUCAACAGUUGUUGAAGUUAUUGCUUCUCUCGCAUAUGCGUGGGCCAAAUGGUUUGCGAACUGUAGGAAACUGCCUAGCUGUUGCGGGAGCAGUGUAUCUUUUCGGUGCUGGUGAUAAUAUGAACGAUUUCGCUCGCCAGUGUUUCAGGAAUAUUGCAUUUUCAAGAGCCAAGAAGCUGGACCUUGUUGAGCUCACCGCUAAUCUACAGAGUCAGUUAAGUGGUGCUUUCAGGAACCGUCAUGUAUCUCAUUCACUCCUGUAUCUAGAGUCUCCAUUCUUCACAUUUGAUCUCCUUAAUAUGGAUCAACCAGUUGAUGAUCGACCUAUGGAACUGACUUUUGAUUUGAUUGGUAAUUUAAGACUUAAUUAUCACCUGGACUGGCCAGCGAACAUCAUUUUGGAUGAAAACAGCAUUGGAAUUUAUAACGAUGUCUUCAUUUUCUUGCUUCAGAUUAAAUACGUUAAAUGGAGUCUUGAAAACUUACAUUUCAGCACUCCAGAGAAAAGAGUUUCAACUUGUUUCCCCAUCAACCACUAUCUUAUCAUACUACGUGUAAAAAUGUUGUUUAUCUUCACAAGCCUACAUGAUUUCUUGGCACACAGAAUUGAAGCUAUCCGAACUCGAUUUUCAUCUAAGUGGUGUCUUCCUGAAUUUUAUUCUACUACAUCUAUCAAUCACAAUAUCCCCGAAACAAAUACUUUCUCUGAUCUUGUGCAAGAUCAUAAAAAUUUGCUCAAUGAAUUACAGUCCGUGUGCCUAUUAACCGAAUCUACUUCGCUUCUUUUUACAGAGAUAUAUAACCUUUGCAAUAUGGGCCUUCAGCUACGAGAAUUAUGGCUAAAGAGCCUUUUAUCUCCAAACUAUGAAACUUCACGUUUUACAGUAAAAAUUGAGUUUCUUUCUGAGCAAUUUGACAAUCAUGUACAGUUCCUUUCGACAAUGCUAACACGCGCAAUCGAAAUUAAAAGUAAUGCAAAACGGAAAGAUAAGAAAGCUAAUUUGGAUAUUGAAAUGAACACUGAUGGUGUGGAGACACCUCAGGAUAAAUGUAUAUUUCAGGUUAAAACGAAAUCUCGAAAUAGCAAUAACAGCAUGGUCUAUCUAGAAGAUGCUUUACGUUUGGGCUGGACAUCUCAACGUGCGAGUUACUUAUUUGAUCUCUUAACAAGGCCUCCGCUUCUUUUUUCUCCCAGCAUGGGAAUCAGUCUUUCAUUCGAAAAAGGUUCGCAGAAUAAUUAUCAAAUUCUACCCGCUAACAAACGAAAUCGUCCGAUUGAUCCUGAUCCGUGUUUGUUAUCGAUCGACGGUCUUCUAGACUGUUUAUUCGUAACGAAUUCUUUGGUUGAUCAAAUCUAUCAUGACUGUAUGGAUAAUCCAGAAAAUCGGGGGACUGAUGAAUACGAACACUCUCCUACCGUUUUGGCUGCGAAAUUCUUCCGAAGACGAGUGAAGCCAAUCAUUACUCGAUUAUCAGAAUUCCGUCUCAAAUUGUCUGAUUUCAAGCUGGGCGCAUGUGUUGGUAGAGGGGCUUGUGGAAUAGUACGUGUAGUACGUGAGGUAUCGCCACCUCAUUCAGUAUAUGCAAUGAAAUCUCAGUUUAAAGGAGCAUGGUUGCAUCAUGAUCCGGAGGGCUCUCAGAUUCUGCUUGAAAGGACUGUGUUAGCGCAAGCAACUGCCAUUGAAAAUCCAUGGCUUCCACACCUGCAUUAUGCAUUUCAAGAUGAAAAGCACUUGCAUCUUGUGAUGGACUAUGAACCCGGUGGCGAUUUGUAUAUAUUCUUAAGCAAAGUUGGUCAUUUGUUGGAUUCAAAAAUGAUACAGUUUUAUUGUGCUGAAGCUGUGGAAGCCGUUCAUUCAUUGCACCAAAUGGGCUAUAUUCAUUGUGACCUAAAGCCUGAAAAUUUCGCAAUUGAAAGGAGUGGACAUCUGAAGCUAAUUGAUUUUGGUUCGGCUAUCAGGCUUGAUGCUGAUGGAAAAUGUGUCUGUCCUACAAUGGUUGGGACAAAAGAAUAUCUGAACAUUGAACUUUUACGACAACGUGGACGUCAUAAUCAAGAACCGUUACUUGUUGGCCCUGAAUUCGAUUAUUGGGCGAUUGGUGUCUUAUUAUAUGAAUUAUUUUAUGGACAAACGCCUUUCUACGAUGAAGAUGAUGAUGCAAUGAUGCAGAAAAUCAUGGAUUAUCGGAAAACACUAAAGUUCCCUGCAACCGCUGAAAUAACAGACUGUGCUAUUCAUUUAAUUAAAUCACUAAUUAUUAGUCCAUCGAAACGGUUAAGUUAUGAAGAUGUUGUUAUGCAUCCAUUUUUCAAAGAUAUUGAUUUCUCUGCAUUGAGACAAGUCACUCCUCCAUACUUGCCCCCAGUUGGUGAGUUAGACGAUGUUUCAAAUUUUUCCGGCGGUGGUUCUCGUGCUCGUGAUGAGGCUAUAUUGGAUGUCUCUAGGAAUCAGACUUUCUCCCCAAUACGUUAUACAAAGUCAUCUGUUCAAGACGGAUAUGUCACUCAGUGUGCUACUUUAAACAAUGAAGAAAACGAAGAAGACGAAACUGUGCUGGUAAAGCCUUUAGAUACUGAAAUUUUGAAUGAUGAAAAUCAGGAGAAUAUUAAUCCACAUAAAUCACCAUUGUCCCCCGAAGUAUUAAAAAGAAAAGCAAUUCAAGAAGCUGCUGCUGUACCAAUAAAUGAAGAAAUUGAAGAAAUAGAAGAUAUAGAAUGGGAAGGUUCUGAGUGUGUCCGGGACUUACCAUUCUUGGGAUAUACGUAUACACCUGGAUUGGUAUUAUUCGGAAACCUUUCCAAGAAACAGGUUCAUUCGACCGCCGUUGCUCAUGUUGGAACAUCAGUAAUAGCUAAUAUCAGCACACCUUACAGACGAACAUUUAUUGAAAACCAAGAUUCAUUAUCUACAUCACUUAGACAUAGCAUUGGUUGUUCUGACGUUGGGCGACUUAAGGAUGCCAAAAAAACGAGUGAUCCUGAAAUUGUCGGUUUAUCUGAACUUCAGCAACGUAAUCGACAGUUAUGUGAACAAAUUGAACAGCUACAACUACAGAAUAAAGAGUCUGAGGAUUUACGUCAACGAUUGUUAAGUGCAUUCGACAAUGGUCAUGUCCUGAAAGAAAUUAAUGAAGCUGUACGUGUUCUUUCUGAUACAGUCGUUGAGAAAGAAAAAAUAAAACACCUUCAGGAAGAAAAUGUUCGUUUGACUGCUUCAGUACAAAGUUGUCAACAGGCACAAGCUAUAGUGGAUCAAUUGCAACACGCUGUGUCUCGUCUUUCAAAUUUGCCAAGUAAUUUUACAGAAGCGGAUUUACUUGAUCUGCUAACUGCACUAUGUCCACCUACAGUUUACACAACACCUGAAAUGCUAGCUGAUGUUUCACUGUCAACUAUACGUACAUCUAAUUCAUCAGAUAAUCUUAUUGGCUAUGAAUUAGUUCAUCGUCUUAUCAAUUUCGCUCUCAAACAAUUUAAACAUGCUUCUAAUCGUGCAAGACAAUCAUGUUAUGCAUUAGAAUCGACUAAUGCUGAGCUGAAAAAAGCUUUAGAUGAAUCAAAGCAACAAGUUAAUCAAUUGGUGGAAACUAUUGAUGGAUUAAUUGCAGAUCAACGUCGUUAUCGUGAGACUGAGAGCAAUCUUAAUUGGGAAAUUAAAGAAUUGAAACAAAAGCUUGAAGAUUCGAAGGAUUAUCAACGUGAUUUACACCAGAAGUUCUUGCAAUUCGAAGACAAAUACUUCUCAGCACGAGAGAGGUUAAAAGAAGAAGAAAAGAAAAACAAAGAGAUUACAGAGAAACUUGAACAAUUGACACUUAACUCAGUGCAAAAACAACAGAAUAAUUCAUCUGAAUUGCAAACACAAUCUGGUCAACUUAGUUUAUUGGUUGAACGUAAUAAGGAAGUGGAACGAGAACUUGCAGCUUUAAGAAAUGCCUUGCAAGAAGCAACACAACAAAAUGGGUCCGAAUUAAGUGAAUUGAGAAAGCAGUUGGAUAAUGUAAGAACAGAGAAAGAGCAUUUAUUCAAUGAUAAGCAAUCUGAACGUCGUCAACUAGAGGAACGAGCAGAUAAAGCGGAAACGCAAUUAAAAAGUCUACGAGAUCAAAUUGCAGUUAUGCUUACUGAACGUGGUCGUUUAGUUUCACUUUCAGCAAUCGACUCUCAGCGCUUAUCAGAUAUGCAACUACAAUUAAAUGACGCAAUAAUGAAAAAAGAAUCUGCUGAGAUUUCUCUUCGUGAAGCAACACUUCGACUGGAAAGAUUAAAUACUACACAUAAUCAAACGCUUAUUCUUGAUCAAAUGAGAAAUGAGUUUGAAUCAACAAGGUCCCAGUUGAGAACUGCUCAAACUGAACUUAUUCAAUAUAAACAAAAUGAGGAAUUGUUACGCGAACGCGUAGCUAACUAUGAACGUGAGAUUUCUGACCUGAAGCAAGAAGUGACGCUUCUGCGAACACGACAUGAUCAAUUACAGGCUUCUAUUGCUUUAGGUCAUACUGCUGAAAAUUCAUCUGAAGUGCAUAAUCAAUUAGUUACUCUCACUGAUGAGAAACAAACACUCCAAGACGAGAUAGAUCAACUGCGGACUCAAGUUGAACGACUUCGUCUCAAUAAUACACAACUUCUCAGUCAACGUGAUACUGCUCGUCAAGACGCUCGAGAGUCAGAAAUGGCAACAGUGAGAGCUAAAGAACUAGGCGAAGCAACGCAACAAGCACUUGAGCGUGAAGUUCAUCGUCUUUCUACUAUUACAGAACAACAAGGGAAGUUGAUCAAUCACAUGCGUGGUCUUCUACCCCCGGAAUUCAAUAACACUCAUCGUAAUUGCUCUGCCGAUGGUAGUUCAGAUUAUCAAAAUUCUGAAGGUGGUAAACGACGGGCUAGUAAAUUUAUAAGUUCUAAAAGUCGUCGACCAGGUGCUCCUUUGAUUUCAGCAGCAUCUGCUUUUUUCAAUAAACAUCGUAAACGUGAAGUAAAGACUGAAUCUAAUCCUGAGAAUGUUGAAUAUUUAUCAUCUAAUGAGUUUACAAGACAACCCAGUCGUAUACAAAAGAUGAUGAGCAAAACACGUCUUAACUUCAAAAAGCAUUCUACUAUGCCCGUUAAAGUAGAUUAUUCUGUAAAUGCACCUUAUUAUACAACAUCAGCAAAUGAUGAGUGUUACAUGGAAGAUUAUGAUCCGCUAGGAUAUGAUGUAUAUUCUGCUGAUGAUGCUGAUUUUGAUGAUGGACUUCCGUUUCCCGCUCCUUCAACCUUUGCUGUUCCACAUGGUCGGCCACCUAGAGCAAGUGAUAAUGUGUCAAAUACUGGUAGUACGUCUUCCGCUCCAAGUACAGCCAGUUCUGCUCCAGCUGGUCCAGUAAAAUUUGUCCGUGAUCAUUCAUGGCACAGAAAUCGAUCAAAGAUUCAUGUAGGUUGGGCAGAUGGUAAUGAUAAACCGGAAUUAAGUAAAGUGCCAUCAGCUUUGAAGCAUCGUGGUCAGCCGAAAAUACUGAAACAAUUGAGUAAAGUUCUAGGUCGUGGCAAACAAUCUUCUACGCACCUUGAUCCUAAUCGACUUGAUGAUUGA